Messenger RNA from Penicillium bovifimosum, 3441 nucleotides. Its product is annotated as LEA domain protein. Bases 1 to 3441 code for a protein of 1146 amino acids. NCBI's taxonomy places the organism in Eukaryota, Fungi, Ascomycota, Eurotiomycetes, Eurotiales, Aspergillaceae. The transcript is spliced from 2 exons. The record is from RefSeq and is a predicted model, not a curated record.
AUGUCUUCAGCCGUCGACAAAGCACCCCCAAAGCUAGGCUCCAAGACCGGGACUCCCUCCAAGGCCCGCAACGGCUCCACCUCUAGCUCAGCCAGCAAGCGCAGCACCACCGACAGCCCUAAGUCGACAAAGAAAUCCACUGCCAGCAAACUCUCCAAAAAGGCCCCCGAGCCAAUCGAAGACGACGUCGAUGAGCAAUCCAUUCCUGAGACGCCCUCCCCGAAAUCAGCCAAGAAGUCCAAAUCCGAGCAACGUCGCCCAGCCUCCCCUCCAGACGACGCAGCUUCCCAAGCCCCUUCCGCCGCUGGCUCUGCCGCACCGCUCGGCCGUUCCACCUCUGGUCUAUCCGGUAAGGCCAAGGACGUUGCUGGGAAGACGAAGGAGACCGCCGAGCAGGGCGCGGAGACUGUCAAGAAUGGUGCUGAGAAGGGCGCAGAGACCGCCAAGGAUGCAGCUGAGAACACUGCCGACAAGCUGCCUCUCGAUUUGUCUGCCUUGAAGGGUCUGGAGGUCGCUGAUGGCGGCAACAUUCUCGGACAAGAUGGCAACCCGAUUGGCCAGGUUGUCGAGGGAGACCCUGAGGACCUUGUCGGCCAAACCGUUGGUGACGAUGGAGAGAUUCUCGAUGAAGAAGGCGAUUUGAUCGGACGAGUCGAUAUCCUCCAUGAUGUCGCCGAGCAAGCUAACGAUACCGCGGAGGAAGCGCGGUCUAAGGCUGGUGAUGUUGACCUGGAGAAUGUUGUCACCGAACUUGCUCAGCUUGAUGGACUGCCUGUUUCUGAUGGCGGUGUAAUUAAGAAUGAGGCUGGUCAGGUUGUUGGAAAGAUUGUUGAGGGUGACCCUGAAGAUCUUAUUGGGUUUACACUUAACGAUGAUGGAGAGGUUGUCGAUGAGGAUGGCGAUGCCAUUGGUCGUGCUGAGUUGAUUCCUGUUGAGGAGCAGAAGAAGGCGAUUGAGGAGGCCACUGGUGAUGCGACUGAGGAGGCCAAUGGCGCCAAGGAUGAUGUUGAGGAUCAGUACGAGGAUGCUCAGGAUGACCUCGACGCUGAUGAGGCCAAGGGAGCUGUGAAUGGUGCUGCUGAGAAAACGAAGGAGGAUGUGAAUGGAGCUGCUGAGGAAGCGGAGGAGGAUGUUUCUGAUGCCGAAGGCGCCGUUGACGAGAGCAAGAUCAACCUCGAGGACAAAGUCGACGGGGCCAAAGAUACUGCAGACGACGCAGCCGGAGACGCCAAAGACACUGCAGACGACGCAGCCGGAGAUGUCGAGGAUGCUGCUGACGACGCCCAGAAAGAGAUCCCUAAUCUCGAUACCCUCGAGGGUAUGGUCUGCAACAAGCGCGGCUACAUCAUCAAUCAAGAGACCAGCAAGCCGGUCGGCGAACUAACUGAAGGUGAUCCCAAGAAACUCGCCAAGCUCGGUGCCACCCUCGACGACAAGGGCCAGUUCUGGGACAACCGCGGCAACGUUAUCGGCAAGGCCAAGACCCUCCCCAUCGAGGAAGACGACGAGGACGAAGGCCCAUUCUCCGGACUCGAAGGCCUGGUCGUUGGCGAAGACGGUUUCAUUGAAGAUGAGGACUCCCGACGAGUCGGCCGUCUCGUCGAAGGCGAUGCGAAGAAGUUGAGCGGUCGUGGUGUCGACGAGGAUGGUGAAAUCCUCGACCGCAAGGGCAACGUUAUUGGUCGUGCUGAGCGUCUCGAGGAAGAGGAAGAGGAAGAGGAAGAGGAAGAGGAGGAAGCUGGUCCUGACUGGUCUGCUGUCAAUGGUCUCUCCUGCAACAAGGCUGGAUAUGUCAUUGGGCCUGAUGGGUAUCCGAUUGCCCGUGUUGUGGAGGGCAAUCCCAAGGAGCUUGUCGGCAAGAAGAUUGAUGACGGCGAGAUCUACGAUGGAAAGAAGGUCGUUGGUCGUGUUGAGCUCAUUCCUGAGGAUGAGCUUGAGAGCAGACCUGAGGGCCCGUUCGCUGGCAUGGAGAGCCUGAUUGUCACCAAGGAUGGAUUUGUCGAAGACGAGGAUGGGUCCAUUGUUGGCAAACUUGUUGAAGGAGAGGCGAAGAAGCUUCGUGGUCGUGCUGUCGACGAGGAUGGCGAGAUCACCGACAAAUACGGCAAUGUCAAGGGUCGUGCUGAACCAUAUGAGCCGCCCGAGGAGGAGGAGCCCGCCGAAGAGGACCUGUCUCUUCUGGAGGGCAAGGUUGUCAACAAGUCUGGCAAUGUCGUCGAUCCCGCUACCGGUGCUGUCGUUGGACGUGUCGCCGAAGGCGAUAAGCGUCUUGCUGGUUGCAAGGUUGACGGCAAGGGCCAGAUCUGGGGUGACAACGGCAAGGUUGUCGGACGUGCCGAGCUCAUUCCUGGCGGCGAGCAGCAGAAGGCCGAGGGGCCUUUCUACGGCUUUGACAACGCUGUCGUCGGGAAGGAUGGUGUUGUUCUCGACGGCGAGAAGACGAUCGGUCGUCUGAUCGAAGGUGACGCCAAGCGUCUUCUUGGCCGCAAGGUUGAUGAGGAUGGCGAUGUCCUCGACAAGAACGGCAACACCAUCGGCAAGGCUGAGCGCUGGGAACCCGAAGAGAAGAAGCGCGACGUCAAUCCCAUGUCUGGUCGCAAGGUCAACAAGGAGGGCGAAGUUCGCGAUGCCGAUGGCAAUCUCAUUGGCAAACUGACUUCCGGCAACCUCGCCACAUUGAUCGGAAAGCCUGUCGACGACAACGGCUAUGUUGUCGACAAUGACGGUAACAAGAUCGGCGAGUGCACUUUGCUCGAGAACAUCCCCGAGCCCGAGGAAGAGGAGGAAGGUCUUACUGCCGAAGAGCAAGAGGCCGCCGACAAGGCCGAGACCGAUCGCCAACUCGCCGAGAAGAUGAUCUCCAUCCUCAGCCAGACCCUCGACCGAGUCAAGCCUGUCUGCAAAAAGAUCGACGAGGCCUGCGAAAAAGCCGACCGAACCCCCAAGGACGAGCUCGACGAGGAGAAAGUCGUCCAAACCGUCAAGCCUCUCCUCGAAGAAGGCGGCCGCAUCCUCCAAGAAUGCAACGGCGCAAUUCGCGCACUUGAUCCUGAUGGCCGCAUCGCCGCGACCGCUAAGGCCCGCGCUGCCUCCCGCGACGCCACUCCCGAGGAGUACCAGCUUGCCGAUCUGAUCAAGGAGCUUACUGAGACGGUCGUCAAGUGCAUCGACAAUGGCAAGAAGCGUAUCGAGGACAUGCCUCAUGCCAAGAAGAAGUUGAACCCCCUCUGGGGUUUGCUUUCUGAGCCGCUGUUCCAGAUCAUCGCUGCCGUUGGCUUGUUGCUUACUGGUGUGCUCAAUCUGGUUGGUCGUCUGCUUGAUGGGCUUGGUCUUGGUGGAAUUCUGAACAAUUUGCUUGGCACUCUUGGAUUGAACAAGGUCAUUGAGGGACUCGGUCUUGGUAGUGUGACUGAAUCUCUCGGACUCGGUGGGAAGAAAUGA